AGUUUCCUCCUAUAAUGGCCUUUUGUAAAUCUCAUUCUUUCCAUCUUGCUAUGUAAAUUCAUACCCUUAAUUUUCUUCAAACUCCUUUGUUCUUCUUCAACAUGUCUUCUCAAUCUCCACUACCAAUCACUUCCACCAUAGGCAAGUUUCAAACCAAGCUUUCUUCACUAGCUCAAGGAAAUGUCACCAAAGUUUUGGCAUUUUCAGGGCUAGUCUUGUUCAUGCUCUAUGUUUUCUUGUUUUCACCUCCCAACUACCGACCAUCUGACCUUCUUACAAACCUCAAACAAAAAUUUCCAUUAGUCAACACUUCUCUGUCGUUGCCACCGCCGCCGCCCACCGAUACUCCGACCAAUGUCUCCCACAUCAUGUUCAGCAUCGUUGGCUCAAUGAAUACAUGGAAGUACAAGAGACAUUAUAGCGAGUCAUGGUGGCGUCCCAAUGUAACUCGAGGCCACGUCUUCUUCGAACGACCUCCUUCCGCGGAGUUCCUACCGUGGUCGGACUCCUCUGCUCCAUUUCGAGUCAACGAAGAUAUUACAGGCUUUGCAGUGUAUCCCAAAAUCAAAUGGCCAGAUCAGGUGAGGAUCUUUCGAACGGUGAUGGAGUCGUUUAGAGAAGGCGACAAAAAUGUGAGGUGGUUCGUGAUGACAGACGACGAUACGAUAAUAUUUGUAGAUAAUUUAGUGAAGACAUUAGGAAAGUAUGAUCACAAGAAACAUUGGUACAUUGGGAUGAACUCAGAGUGUGUGAAGUCUAACUUUGAUUUCUCAUUUGAUAUGGCUUUUGGAGGAGCUGGCUAUGCUUUGAGUUACCCACUUGCAGCAUUGGUAGCCAAAAGGUUGGAUGGUUGCAUUGAAAGAUAUCCCUAUUUAAGGGUUAGUGAUCAAAUGUUGUUCUCAUGUUUGUCUGAUUUGGGAUUCUCUAUUACUCAUGAAAUGGGGUUUCACCAGAUUGAUCUACGAGGUGAUGCAUCGGGAUAUCUAUCAUACCAUCCUCAAACCCCUCUCCUUUCUCUCCACCACAUAGAUCUAAUCAACCCCAUUUACCCAAACAUGGACCGCCCUGCGGCCAUCAAACACCUGAUGACAGCGGGGGCGGUCGACCAAUCUCGGCUGCUUCAGCAAACGAUAUGUUACCACCGUCCCUCAAACUGGACAUUCUCAAUGUCAUGGGGGUACUCAGCCCACAUCUACGAGGCCAUAAUGGCUAGAAGCUAUUUGAAGAGGCCACUGGAGACAUUUGCACCAUUUGAAAGAGCUAGGGCUCCCAUUUUCAUGUUCAACACAAGGUGGGGAGUUCUUGAUAACCCAUGUGAAGCUCCUCAUGUGUUGUAUUUUGAGUCCAUUGAAAGAGAUGGAGAGGAUAGGAUUGUUACUACUUAUUUGAGGAAAUGGGCUCGUAAUCUUCCUCCUUGUGCUUCUUAUGGAAACCAUUCUGCUGAAUCCAUCUCCAAGAUUAGGGUUUUUUCUUCUGCCAACAUCCCUUUGGAGGCUGGAGGAGCAGAGUGUUGUGAUGUACGAAUAUUGGACAUGAAUGUUACAGAAGUGAAUUAUAGGCCUUGUUAUAGUGGGGAAGUCAUGGCUUAAAUCCUAAUUUAUAUGCAUCUGAUCUUUCUUUGGUUGCUUAUGAGAGUUCAACUAUAGCAAUAUAUUGUUUCAAAUUUAGAUGGCAAUAACUGAGUACUAUUGUAUCA
Benincasa hispida (wax gourd) is the source of this 1696-nucleotide messenger RNA. RefSeq names its product fringe-like protein (DUF604). The record is from RefSeq and is a predicted model, not a curated record. NCBI's taxonomy places the organism in Eukaryota, Viridiplantae, Streptophyta, Magnoliopsida, Cucurbitales, Cucurbitaceae.